Messenger RNA from Pocillopora meandrina, 6655 nucleotides. The record is from the annotation of a GenBank genome assembly. NCBI's taxonomy places the organism in Eukaryota, Metazoa, Cnidaria, Anthozoa, Scleractinia, Pocilloporidae.
AUGUUCAAGGGAAAACAUACACGAAUGCUUGAUUAUGGUCGGCCAGGAAUUGGAAAGAGUACUUUUUGUAAGAAGGCUGCAUAUGAUUGGUCGAAAACCUUAAAAGAAAUCCUAAAGAACUUUAGCAUUUUGCUUUUGAUUAAGUUGAGAGAUGUGUGUGAAGUGGGAAACAUCCGUGAUGUUUUACGUGCGUCUAAAUUGCUGGCCAGUGAUGGUCCGAUCUCAGUUGAUAGUCUCUAUGAUUACAUAAUUAACAAUCAAGAUGAAGUGCUCCUUAUUUUGGAUGGCUACGAUGAGUACAGCUUUGCAGAAGAACACUCACCCAUCCUUGCAAUUUGGAAGGGUGAGCAACUAAGAGAUUGUCACGUCAUUGUCACCACGCGUCAACUUUCAUGUGACAAGACAGGAGGCCCGAGUCACGUUCAGUUAGAAAUUCAAGGAUUCAAAAGCUUGGAACGAAUAAAAACCUUUGCGAGAAAAUUUUUGGCAGAUGAACAAGAUCCUGACGAGUUUAUGCACUACCUGGAAGAAAAAGAUCUCCUUGACAUGGCAGAAAUACCUCUCCUCCUACUGAUGCUGUGUAUUUUGUGGAAAGAGAAACAUCACGAAGGACUGCCAAAAUCACGAGCCGACAUAUUCACACAAUUCAUUCAAACUAUGCUAGAUCACAAAGGUGAAAGUCACCAGCCUAUGCCAUUUCAGAAAGUGACCUCCACAGAAGCCAGAGAAGACCUGAGUAAUCUUGGAAAGGUUGCCUUUGAAGCAAUUCUGCAAGACCGUCUUUACGUACGCUGCAGCGAACUCCCCGGUAAUAUUUCAAGAAGUUUUCAAAAAUUAAGAGGCGACCUCUGUAAAAGCGGUCCAGGGCAUUUCGCAUCGGAAUAAAGUUUUCCCUCAAACUUUGCCCAAUAAUCUACCUUUAGUAGCGAGUAAAUAAAACCACAUUAGUUUCUGGAAAUACGUUAAAAUAAAAUUUUUAGAGCUCUCAAUAGUCAAAGCUGCAAAAGGCCCUUUUUUGACCGCUUGCGACAUCGAAAAUUUCAAAAGUUAAAAAGCCCGGUCCUCGUAUCACACCGCAUGCAGCAAAAGAUCUUUUGUAUUCUUAGACUGUGUAAUAUGUAUGGUGUAUAAAAAGCAUUUCAAUUUUUAUAUUCGUUUAUUCAGAGGUUCGUCAUGAUUUAUUUAAUAACACACGUUAGACAGCUUUCUGAAAUUGGUCAAAAGUACUCUUUUUUUCUUGGUUGAUAUUGCUCAAGUCCAGACCAGACCAUUGAAAACUCCGCUUGAUUUCUUCUAAUAAGAUGUUUGGCAUAAGAAAAAUAUAAAAACAUCUUGCACUUAUUAGUUUUCUUCGCCGUGGUGACUUCAAACUUUUAGCGAUUUUGCUAGCGUGACAGCCGAUUAUGCAAAUUAGUUCAUUGAGCAAACUCCGACCGUUUUACAUAAGUAGCUCGAUAAAUCUUAGAUUUUGGCCAUUUUAAGUUGAAAAUAUAGUAGGAAAGAGCUUUUAGACCACACUAAUUGAUACUCUAAACAUUUUAAAAGGCCAAAAUUUGACGAAUUUUUCUAUCUCGUGACGAAAGACGUCAACAUCAACGUACCGAAUAUCAUAAUUUGAUUAGCGCUCAGUCAACCUUUUAAUGGCAAUUUGUUAUUUCAUAUUUGAGUUCUGACAGCUUACGCUAUUCAAACCUGUGUGAACAUUUCGGAACCAAACUACAGGAUUUUAUUUAGUGCAACUGGCGAUAACAGCGCACACUAAAAUAUACCGUGACCAGUGACUCUGUCACGUAAUUCAAUUGUGUAAUUAUCCUGAAUUACUUCUCCCAUCUAGAUAAAGCAGCGAUAACAUCGUCUUUUGGCUCAGAAUUCUAGUCGGCAGGAAUAAGAGAAAAUUUUGUCUGCACACCUGACUUUAUGAGAGUUUCUAUUCACAACUUUAGAACUUUCUUGUAGAAAAGGACUCCGCGUUUUUAAAGGAAAUAAAUUAUUUCGUUAGGUGUCACCUAAUUUUUCCAACAAUUAGCCAUAUCUAUGUUGUAAAGUGCGUAAUCCUAUUAGCUGUAAUUCAAUUGCUUCUUUCGGUACUGAUGUGCUUUUGACUAAUAACACUAAAUUCUUGAAGCAGCAUUCGCAGCAAGAUGUCUUGCUUUCUGUCGCAUUCCUUGGAAACUUCGUGCGGAGACUCACGAGGAGUUUCCGGGUUGUUUAAUUUACUUCAGUGUACUGACUCAGUAGAGCAUACCUAUGGGAAGCAUACCUAUGGGAAGCAUACCUAUGGGAAGCAUACCUAUGGGAAGCAUACCUAUGGGAAGUAUACCUAUGGGAAGCAUACCUAUGGGAAGCAUACCUAUGGGAAGCAUACCUAUGGGAAGCAUACCUAUGGGAAGCAUACCUAUGGGAAGUUCUGGCGCCAAAGAUCAGCGUGCCAGUAUCCGACACACCCUGGUAGCGAUUCCAAGGGGGCAAAGAGCCGGUAUUCUGUCAAUUUGGAAAUGUCAAAGGCCAUUUCUAAGAUGUAUGGCGUUCUCGUUCAAGUAGGUUCAGGUAGGAACAAGUGAUUUAAGAUACUGAAGUGGCUGAUUUCAACCAAUCUCUCCCGUUUUCUCCCCAAUCGCUCGUUCGUAUAUUAAUCCACUUUUUCUUACGUCUAGUUAUUUGUAUUAACUGCUGCAACAAGCACAAUGCUUCUGUGAAGGAAAUGCCAUGGGUCUCUUUGGAAUCCACAGAGAAAGAAGACAGUGAUUCCUGCGCUUAUGUGAGGUAAAAGAGUUUGUGCGAAUAAAAAGCUUUGAUAUUGAUGCAUGCAGCCUAGAAGUAACUUGCUACGUACACCUUUUUAACGGCUGUAAACAAGACUGGUUUUCAGUGCUGUCAGUCCUUGAAAAUCUCUUUGACACCAUAAAGUUACAAAAUACAGGAAUAAAAAAGGCCUUUCUAAGAUCAGAUGAAGCAGGUUGCUAUCACAACAGUAAGCUGGUAUCAUCCCUACGAGAGCUCGGACAUCACCAGGGAAUCGAACUCGUGAGGUACGAUCAUUCUGAGCCGCAGGCUGGAAAAGAUAUGUGUGACAGGAUUUUGUGUCCGUUAAAAGCGUCAAUCAGGAGAUACUGCAACGAAGGCCAUGAUGUUGUUUCCGCCAAAGACAUGUAUAACGCAUUGAAAGAGAGACCGUUCAAGGGAGCGACGGCGUCAGUGUGCAUAGUCCAGGAACAGAACUCAACCCUAGAAAUUAACAAGAUUGCCAAUUUCAACAGCUUACACAACUUUGAGUUUACACAUGAGGGCCUGUGCGUUCGGAGAGCGUUUAAUGUUGGGCCUGGAAAGUUUAUUCCAUGGAAUAAAAUUGUAAUUUGUCCACAGAAAAAGACGGAUCUCGUGGAGGAGAUUCCAUUCUUCCUCACUACUGCUCGACGAAUUGCAUCAGCAGGAGAAAGCAAUGAUGGCAACGACGGUAGUACCUAUCAAUGCCCUGAGCCUGGUUGCGAUGAAGAUUUUAAGACCCAGGCCGACCUUGACCUUCAUAUGAACUUGCUAGUUCGUCAUGUGAGUCCUGUGCCUGCGAGCAUGACUGAAAGUCUUUAUGACAAAGUGAAGAGGGAGUGGGUUCAUCACUUUCAGUCAUUUUCAUUAGGGAAUGAAAUUUCGACUGAACUGGUGGCAAUGGCUACAGAACCCUUGACAAAUGCUUCACAGCUUCCCAUGGGAUGGGCUCUUCAUAAGAGAAGUGCAAGUGUACGAUUUUCGCAAAAUGUCAGGCAGUACUUGACACAGAAAUUUAAUAUUGGACGAGACACUGGCAGAAAACAAGACCCAGAGCAAGUUGCAAAGGAUAUGCGAACUGCCUGCACUAUAGAUGGAGAGAGAAUGUUCAAUAGAGCAGAGUGGUUAUCUAGCAUACAGAUUCAGGGUUUCUUCUCGAGAUUGUGCCUUAAAGAGAGAUCUAAAAUACAACAAGAAUCGGAUGAUGCCACAGACGUAGACGACGAAGACGACGACUUGGUAGAGGCAUCUGCGUCUGAUGUAGACGAAGAGUGUUUGAGAGAGGCGAGGAACACAAUAAUGGAUGAGAUAGGACUGAAACAUCCAAUCAUGUUUUAUAUCUAUGAUGUGUGCUCGUUGGCAAGAGAGGGAAGGUUGCCUAGCCUGAAAGUCAAGAUACUAAGAGACAUGUGCAAACAUUUUCAUCUCUCAUUCAAAAUGCGAGAUACAAAGGCAGCACUUCUUGCAAAAAUGGAGGAAAUGAUUUCGGAGUGCAGUUGCUAUGCAAUCUAGUUAUGACGUCCACUCGUUAGGCGAAUGCGAUAUUCUUUUUUACAAGAACCCUCCAAAGUUAUGAACCGAGACUGUUAUGCAGACAGGUGUGACGACAAAAAAAAUUUGUUCCUGUCUGCUAGAUAUCCGAGCAAUCGCUGCUUUAUUUCAACGUGAGAAGUAAUUCAGGAUAAUUACACGAUGGAAUUACGUGAGAGUCACUGGUCACGGUGUAUUUUAGUGUGCGCUGUUAUCGCCGGUUACACUAAAUAAAAUCCUGCUGUUUGAUUCUGGAAUGUUCAUACAGGUUGAAUAACAUAGGCUGUCAGAACUCAAAUUUGAAAAAACAGAAGCCAAUUUUUUAAAAAAAGAUUGCCAUUAAAAGGUUGACUGAGCGCUAAUCAAAUUAUGAUAUUCGAUACGUUGUUGUUGACGUCUUUCGUCACGAGAUAGAAAAGUUUGUUCAAAUUUUGGCUUCUUAAAAUAUUUAGAGUAUCAAUCAGUGUGGUCUAAAAGCUCUGUCCUACUAUAUUUUCAACUUAAAAUGGCCAAAAUCUAAGAUUUAUCGAGCUACUUAUAUAAAACGGUCGGAGUUUGCUCAAUGAACUAAUUUGCAUAAUCGGCUGUCACGCUAGCAAAAUCGCUAAAAGUUUGAAGUCACCACGGCGAAGAAAACUAAUAAGUGCAAGAUGUUUUUAUAUUUUUCUUAUGCCAAACAUCUUAUUAGAAGAAAUCAAGCGGAGUUUUCAAUGGUCUGGUCUGGACUUGAGCAAUAUCAACCAAGAAAGAAAGAGUACUUUUGACCAAUUUCAGAAAGCUGUCUAACGUGUGUUAUUAAAGAAAUCAUGACGAACCUCUGAAUAAACGAAUAUAAAAAUUGAAAUGCCUUUUAUACACCUUACAUAUCACACAGUCUAAGAAUACAAAAGAUCUUUUGCUGCAUGCGGUGUGAUACGAGGACCGGGCUUUUUAACUUUUGAAAUUUUCGAUGUCGCAAGCGGUCAAAAAAGGGCCUUUUGCAGCUUUGACUAUUGAGAGCUCUAAAAAUUUUAUUUUAAUGUAUUUCCAGAAACUAAUGUGGUUUUAUUUACUCGCUACCAAAGGUAGAUUAUUGGGCAAAGUUUGAGGGAAAACUUUAUUCCGAUGCGAAAUGCCCUGGACCGCUCUUACAGAGAUCGCCUCUUAAGUGAAGUUGGGCUUUUCCAGAUUGUCAAUCUUACCAGGCUGAGAAAGGGGCCUAUUUCAUUCAUAAUUCCGUACAGGAGUUCCUUGCCGCCUGGCACAUUAAGGAGGAAGUGUUGUCGAUUAAAGGAGAAAGUACGCCUAGCCUUUCCAAAGUUGAAUCAUUUGAAAAGAUCUUGAAGAUGUACGAAGUUCUGAAAUUUGCCUGUGAGCUGUCAACAGAAGCCGCGUGCGCAGUUUUCCAUCAUGUGGGGUCUGUUGGAAGAAAGGAAUCUGUGUCGGAAUGUGAUUUCAUGAAGCUGCUUCUGGAGAAUGAAGAACUGUCUAGAAAUGAACAACUUUAUCUUGAUCUUAUCUCGUAUAGCUACUUUUGUUGUUCGGCCGAGAAGAGGCGGGAUCUCUGCUCAGCAUUUCCCUCUUUCACCGCAGGUGCCUUUUCGUAUCUUGAUUCUAACAAGGUGAACAUUACUGCAAAUGAACAUUUGCUGAAAUCAGGCAUGAUACCCGACUUUAUUUUUUUCGUCCCUAUCUUCUCAAAGAUUCUUCUGGGAAAAGCUAUCGAGACUUGAUCACUGUAGCGGAGGACACAAAUGCAGUAUUUUUGAGCUGUUCGGGUGAAAAGAAAGCUGCAGAUUUACUGAAGAAGUACCCGCGUCGUUCUGUGAGCGAGUUCUUUUUGAAGAGAGAGAGAAAAAUCGUCGCUUAUGUUCAUGAAAUAUGCAAAGAUGAAGAUGGUAUCACUUUUCCGACUGAAAUGCUGCGAGAGCUCAUUUCGCCAACAGCAGAGUCUACUCAGGUGACGCGUCUUGUCGAUCCGUUGAAUGAACACGACAGCGAAACAGCUUCGAGUUUGACUCAGUACACCGAUAGCAUCACUGGUCCGACUCCUCAGAGCCUUUCCUUUGUGAAGCGGAUUGAUAUUGUCCACAUAGAAAGGCAAGAGAUAAAGAUGCUGGCUGAUUUCUUACCACUUUUCACUGCUCUGCGAUGGAUAGUGAUUACUGGGAAACCCUUUGAAAUCAUUGAUGCUCAGUUGACAGAGACCCUGGUGUCUCGUAUCAUCUUCACUGACAGACUUGUCAAAUUAGAACUUGUUGAUAUCAAUUUAACAGCCAAACCUGCCGCAGUCAUCGCCAGAUCUCUGCACCAGGCUCCUAGCCUGUACUCUCUCGACUUGUCAGAGAACCCUCUUGGUGAAGGAGUAAGUGUUCUUGCUUGA